Macadamia integrifolia is the source of this 1377-nucleotide messenger RNA. RefSeq names its product BURP domain protein RD22-like. NCBI's taxonomy places the organism in Eukaryota, Viridiplantae, Streptophyta, Magnoliopsida, Proteales, Proteaceae. The transcript has 3 exons. The coding region runs from base 122 to 1165 and encodes 347 amino acids. The record is from RefSeq and is a predicted model, not a curated record.
AGUCAAAGGUCUAUAAAUUCCACUACAUUCACUCUUCUUCACAACAGCAGCAUAAGCUUAGCUUUCUGUGCUCUCUCCUCUGAAUUAUCAUUUCCUCUCUAGUGUUGUUUUCAAGCCUUCAAUGGAUCUUCAUCUCAUAGCUAUCGUUGUUUAUCUUUCUCUCGCCGGGAUAGUUAGCCAUGCAACUCAACCUUCUGAGGAUUAUUGGCAAUCAAUGCUGCCAAACACGCCUAUGCCUAAAGCAAUCCAAGACCUAUUACCAUCUGGUUCUGAUUUGACAAACGAGAAGAGUACUUAUAUUGAUGGGGCCACAGGAGUCAAUGUUGGACGUAAAGGUGUAGGUGUGAGUACUGGAAAGCCAGGGAGUGGAACAAAUGUUGGGGUUGGAAAGGGUGGAGUAUCUGUACACACUAGCCCAAAGGGAAAGCCUGUGGUUGUCAAGGUAAACCCCACUGAGAACCAAUUCCGCUACCGCUAUGGUGCCUCUGAGGAUCAGCUCCGAGAUGACCCAAACAUGACUCUCUUCUUCAAAGAGGAGGACUUGCACCCAGGGACCACCAUGAGCUUACACUUCACUAAGACCACACCAGGAGCCACCUUCUUGCCACGCCAGGAGGCUGAGUCCGUACCCUUUUCUUCUAACAAAUUCUCUGAUAUCUUACACCAAUUCUCAGUCAAGCCCGGAUCCAAGGAAGCACAAACCAUGAAGAAAACAAUCCAAGAUUGUGAGGAGCCAGCCAUGGAAGGGGAAGAAAAGUAUUGUGCAACUUCAUUAGAGUCCAUGAUCGACUUCAGCACUUCAAAGCUUGGGUCUAAUAAUGUUCAGGCCAUAUCGACUGAGUUCGAAAAGGAGGAGACCCAGAAGCAGCAGUACACCAUCACAGGAGAUAUACAAAAGAUGGCAAGUGAUGAGGCUGUGGUGUGCCAUGACCAGCCCUAUGUGUAUGCUGUGUUCUAUUGCCAUUCUAGUUACAGCAUAAGGGCUUAUAAAGUUCCAUUAGUUGGUGCCAAUGGAUCAAAGGCCAAUGCUGUUGCUGUGUGUCAUACCAACACUGCCAAAUGGAACCCCAAACAUCUAGCCUUCCAAGUACUUAAAGUUAAGCCUGGGACUGUUCCUGUCUGUCACUUCCUUCCAGAGGAUCAUGUUGUUUGGGUUUCCAAGUAAAGAGCAUAGACCAUGUCACCAUAUUUCCUGCUUUAAUUUGGGUUUGUCUGUCUAGUUUAUAGAAAGGGUUAUAUUCAUGUACCUAACCUACUUUGUACUUCACUCCCAUAUAGAACUGCUUCGUCUGCAUAAGAUAAGUACUAUAUAUAGCUUACUAAUGGACAUGUUCAUGUUUAAUAAUAUUACAUAAUAAAAUAUUUUCUUUUGCUUCA